AUGGUGGGAGGAAGUGUGAACAUAUCAGCCAGAUGCAACACAGCUGAGAAUGCCAAGAUUACUCUGAAAAACAAGCUGUUUGUGUGUUGGAUUUAUUGGUUCUUUUCUAGUCUAAUAACACCCAUACUUAAGUCAACUUUCUAUGUCACAGAAACUGAGGCUGGAAAACAAGAUAUAUUUUAUUACCGAAAGCAAAAUUGGGAGAAGCUAACUCAAACCGCUGUCUCAUGCAUGAGAGAGCGGAGUUACAGAUUGCUGGAUUAUAAAUAUUUAAGGAGUAUAUUGUUCAAGAGACCCUUUGGGUUUUCAAAAGUCAGAUUUCGUCCAAAGGGAAAAGGAGUGAGGGCUCUAGCAAAUAUGAAAGCAGCAUCAAGUAUACCAGCUGACAAAAAAGUCAUUCCUCUUCAGGGAUCUUCAAGUUUUCAUUUUAAUGGUAUGCAGAAUAAUGAAGGGAGAAAAUAUUUUUUUAAGGCUGUGAAUAAUGGUCUUCGCGAUUUAAGUGCUGUUCUAAAAGGAAUACAGAUGAAUCAUCCCCACCUCUUGGGAUCAUCAGUAUCUUGUUAUGAUAAUGUCUACGAGAAGCUUGCACCUUACAUUAUUGGUUUGAAGAACAGAGUCAAAUUCAUGCCAAGGGCAUAUGUUGUCAUUUGUGACGUGUCAAAGGCAUUUGAUUCUAUUGAUCAGGAUAAGCUCCUUCAAGUGAUGAAAGAUGUUAUGAUGAAUGGCCAGUAUCUCACAAAGUGGUCUUCCCAAGUCAUCUGA
Messenger RNA from Papaver somniferum (opium poppy), 762 nucleotides. RefSeq names its product telomerase reverse transcriptase-like. The record is from RefSeq and is a predicted model, not a curated record. Gene Ontology annotation, molecular function: telomeric repeat DNA binding; telomerase RNA binding. Gene Ontology annotation, cellular component: telomerase catalytic core complex. Gene Ontology annotation, biological process: telomere maintenance via telomerase. The transcript has a single exon. NCBI's taxonomy places the organism in Eukaryota, Viridiplantae, Streptophyta, Magnoliopsida, Ranunculales, Papaveraceae. The coding region runs from base 1 to 762 and encodes 253 amino acids.